Molecule: messenger RNA, 1644 nt
Organism: Labrus bergylta (ballan wrasse)
Lineage: Eukaryota; Metazoa; Chordata; Actinopteri; Labriformes; Labridae
Gene: chrna9a
Product: cholinergic receptor, nicotinic, alpha 9a
Biological process (GO): signal transduction; nervous system process; chemical synaptic transmission
Cellular component (GO): plasma membrane; synapse; neuron projection
Molecular function (GO): acetylcholine-gated monoatomic cation-selective channel activity; transmembrane signaling receptor activity
Source: RefSeq, a predicted model, not a curated record
AUGAGGAAGGCAGCGCUGAUGGUUUGGAUCAGCCUUUUGCUGCAAGUUUCCCAUGGUGCUCAGGGUCAAUAUGCCCGCAAACUUCUGAAUGACCUGAUGGAGGACUACUCCAAUGCUCUGAGACCUGUGGAUGACACAGACAAAGCUCUCAAUGUGUCGCUGCAGAUCACUCUGUCCCAAAUCAAAGACAUGGAUGAGAAGAACCAGGUGCUAACCACAUACCUGUGGAUCAGGCAGGUCUGGCAUGAUGCCUACCUGAAGUGGAACAAGGAGGACUAUGAUAAUCUGGAGAUGAUCAACAUCCCCAGCGACCUGGUGUGGAAGCCGGACAUCGUCCUCUACAACAAAGCAGAUGAGGAGUCUGGAGGUGCACCCAGCACUAAUGUGAAGCUGCGAUACAACGGAGAGAUCGUCUGGGACUCUCCAGCCAUCACAAAGAGCACGUGUGUGGUGGAUGUUUCCUACUUCCCCUUCGACUGGCAGCACUGCAAGCUCACCUUCGGCUCCUGGACCUACAACGGCAACCAGGUGGACAUCAGUUUGGGCAUGGACAGCGGAGACCUGUCGGACUUUGUGGAGAACGUGGAGUGGGAGUGUCACGGCAUGCCUGCAGUGAGGAACGUCAUGAUGUACGGCUGCUGCUCCGACCCUUACACUGACAUCACCUACACCCUGCACCUGAAGCGUCGCUCCUCCUUCUACAUCUUUAACCUGCUGCUGCCUUGCUUCCUCAUCUCCUUCCUGGCCCCGCUGGGCUUCUACCUGCCGGCAGACUCGGGGGAGAAGGUUUCCCUCGGGGUGACGGUGCUGCUGGCGCUCACCGUGUUCCAGCUGUUGGUGGCUGAGAGCAUGCCGCCUGCAGAGAGCAUGCCCUAUAUAGGGAAGUAUUACAUCGCCACCAUGACGAUGAUCACAGCCUCCACCUCGCUCACCAUCUUCAUCAUGAACAUUCAUUUCUGCGGCGCUGAAGCCAAGCCGGUCCCUCACUGGGCGAAGGUGCUCAUCAUAGACUACAUGUCCAAAAUAUUCUUUGUCUACGAGGUGGGGGAGAACUGCACCACGCCAGAGUGUGAUAAGACCCCACUGUACCCCGAGGAACCCUUGGGCGAUGAUGACGGCUUCCAGGAUGACCAUUUCCACGACUACCGUUAUGACAGUGAACCUUACAGGUACAGCAACGGCAAUGGCGUGAGUCAUCACAACAAGCGUCACAAAAGCCAGGCGAACGCCAACGGCAACGGGCGUCACCACUACAACAACCACAGCAACCACGCCUCCAGACUGGAGAGGGGGGAGGGGAGGAGAGAGCACACGCACCACAUCGGGAGGGACGAAUUGGACUACCAGGCCCCUCCUCGUCCUCCAAACCUCCAGCACCUGAACGGAGGGCUGAAAGAGCAGCUCCUCUACUCCACAGAGAAACUUCAAGUCCCAGCAUGCCCCUGCUGCUGCCCAUGUGUGGAACAUAAAGAGGUGGUGAAGAACAUCCAGUUCAUAGCCAACUACUUCCGCGAGCAGAGGGCGACUUGUGUCAAGGCCGCAGAGUGGAAGAAGGUCGCCAAGGUGAUGGAUAGGUUUUUCAUGUGGAUCUUCUUCGUCAUGGUCUUCCUCAUGAGCAUCCUCAUCAUCGCCAAGGCCUCCUGA